AUGAACAGCAGGUUUCAAGAAAAAGAUAAUGUCAACUAUGACGUAAAAGGGAUCGAACCUGCCAUCACUGAGACGGAAAGUAUUAGUCAAGAACCAUUUUCUACGUUUUCGAGUGAUAAUAACGAACUUACAAGUGAAGGCGGGUUGAACAAUACGUGGACGAGGUUCAAGAAUUCGUUCAAAAGAUUUGAACUCGAAGAGCUAGAUCCGAAUCUAACAGAUGCGGAGAAGAUUGCUAUCGCUACUGCUCGGUCACCAUUGAAACAUACAUUGAAAAAAAGACAUUUACAUAUGAUUGCAGUUGGUGGUGCUAUUGGUACUGGUCUUUUCGUAGGUAGUGGUAAGGCCCUGAGGACGGCAGGCCCUGCUGGUAUCUUGAUUGGUUGGACGGUUACAGGAAGUAUGAUAUAUUGUAUGGUUAUGGCAGUUGGUGAAUUAGCUGUCAUUUUUCCCGUUUCUGGUGGUUUCACCACCUACGCAACUAGAUUUAUUGAUGAGUCCUUCGGUUUUGCCGUUAAUUUCAACUAUAUGUUACAAUGGCUAGUCACCUUACCUCUGGAAAUUGUCGCGGCCUCCAUAACUGUUAAUUAUUGGGGUGUGGAUCCCAAAUACCGUGACGGUUUCGUGGCUUUGUUUUGGGUGGUCAUUGUUUCGAUAAACCUAUUUGGUGUGAAAGGUUAUGGGGAGGCUGAAUUUAUCUUUGCUGUUAUUAAAGUUAUUACCAUUAUUGGAUUCAUUAUAAUGGCAGUCGUCCUGAUUUGCGGUGGUGGUCCUCAAGGCGGGUUUAUUGGUGCUAAAUAUUGGCACAACCCUGGAGCCUUUGUAGGUGCUACGCCGGGGCUGAAAUUCAAAGGAUUUUGUACCGUUUUUAUCACAGCUUCAUUUUCCUUUGGAGGAAGUGAAGUUGUCGGUAUAGCGGGCUCUGAGGCUGAAAACCCAAGAAAAUCGGUUCCAGGCGCCGCUAAACAAGUUUUCUGGAGAAUUAUUCUGUUUUACGUCAUUUGCUUGUUAUUAAUUGGUAUGUUAGUCCCUUACAAUGAUCCCCGUCUAAUUGGCGCCUCAUCAGUGGAUGCGGCAGCUUCUCCUUUUGUCAUUGCAGUCAUUAAUCAAGGUAUUAGAGGUUUACCGAGCGUCAUUAACGUUGUCAUACUGAUUUCCGUUCUAUCUGUUGGUAAUUCUUCCAUUUAUCUUUGUUCUAGAACUUUAACUGCAUUAGCUGAACAGGGGUUUCUACCUAAGAUCGUUGGAUAUAUUGACCGCGGAGGCAGGCCUCUGGUCGCUAUUGGCAUCGCCUCUGCCUUCGGCUUGAUCGCUCUUAUCGCACAGUCCUCUCACGAAGGUGAAAUAUUCAACUGGCUAAUGGCACUAUCCGGUUUAUCGUCCCUGUUUUCAUGGUCUGCUAUAUGCCUUUGUCACAUUCGUUUCAGGAAAGCUUUAACUGCUCAAGGAAGAACUACCGACGAAUUGCCAUUUGUAUCUACAGUUGGAGUUUGGGGUUCUUAUUGGGGAAUAUUCAUUUGUAUUCUGAUGUUUAUUGCACAAUUCUACGUUGGUCUAUUUCCGACAGGAACUGCACCAAACGCAAAAGAUUUCUUCAUGGCUUAUCUUUCAUUUCCAAUUGUUAUAGCAUUUUACGUCGCUCACAAACUAUGGAAGAGGAACUGGAAACUUUACAUUAAAGCUGAAGAUAUGGAUAUUGAUACUGGUAGGCGAGAAGUCGACAGAGACUUACUGAAGCAAGAAGUGGCCGCCGAAAGAACUCAUUUAGCAGCGAGAUCAAUAUGGUAUCGAACCUGGAAAUUCUGGUGCUAA
Molecule: messenger RNA, 1812 nt
Organism: Saccharomyces kudriavzevii IFO 1802
Lineage: Eukaryota; Fungi; Ascomycota; Saccharomycetes; Saccharomycetales; Saccharomycetaceae
Product: amino acid permease
Exons: 1
Coding region: 1-1812 (603 amino acids)
Biological process (GO): amino acid transmembrane transport
Cellular component (GO): membrane
Molecular function (GO): amino acid transmembrane transporter activity
Source: RefSeq, a predicted model, not a curated record